CAAGGCGCUUGUGGUUUUUUUUGGUCGCUGUUGCUUUUGUGGCGUGCAAGGAAAGUUUCUCAACGCCGCCUCCGCCGCCCUUAUAAAGCGAGCUGGUACCCUGCUUCGCCCUACUCGCCUGCUUAGGCUUCCAAGUACUCGUUGGGCGUUCGCACGAUCAAAAUGGCACCGCUGGCUGUGGCCGCCCUGCUGCUCGGCACCGCCCUCAUUGCCGCCGCCACCGCUGCGGAUCCGGCGCUCGACUCGCACUGGGGGGCCUGGCGGGACAUGCACGGCAAGAGCUACGAGCAGGCCGAGGAGGGCCAGCGUCGCCUCGUGUGGGAGCACAACCUGAAGAUGAUCGAUCGGCAUAACCUGGAGGAGGCCCUCGGCAAGCACUCCUACACGCUGGCCAUGAACCAGUUCGGGGACAUGACGGAGGAGGAGUUUGUGCAGACGAUGACGCGGCCCAUGCUCGUGAACGAGACGGAGGUCGCGGCGGAGUUCGUGACCUUCGAGCCGCCGCCAAACUUCACGGCGCCCAGCAGAGUGGACUGGCGCAAGACGGGCGCCGUCACGGACGUCAAAAACCAGGGCGCGUGCGGCUCGUGCUGGGCGUUCAGCUCCACGGGCGCCCUGGAGGGGCAGUGGAAGCUCCGCAGGGGGCAGCUCGUAUCGCUCAGCGAGCAGAACCUCGUCGACUGCUCACGCGUCGGCAACUACGGCUGCCGCGGGGGGUUCAUGGUCAACGCCUUCAAGUACAUCCACCAGAACCGCGGCAUCGCGUACGAGCGCAGCUACCCCUACACAGGGCAGGACAACCGGCCAUGCCGCUACGACCCCCGCAGCCGCGGGGCCUACCUCACGUCGUACGGGCGCAUCAGGAAGAACAGCGAGGCCGGCCUGCAACAGGCCGUCGCGAACGUGGGGCCAGUGGCCGUGGGGAUGGAUGCCAGCCAAAGGUCCUUCCAGUUCUAUAGAAACGGUGUUUACUACGACCCGCGGUGCAGCCGCACCAGGAUCAACCACGCCAUGCUCGUGGUCGGCUACGACCAGGAGGGGGGCCACGAGUACUGGAUCGUCAAGAACAGCUGGAGCAAACGUUGGGGCGACGGAGGCUACAUUAAAAUGGCCAAGCACCGGAACAACAACUGUGGAAUUUCCAACUACGCCUGCUACCCAAUCGUGUGACCUCCGCAGCAGCGGAGGCCGCGCGCGCGCUCGCACGCGCAUGCACGCACGCACGCACGCACGCGCGCACACACUCACACAAAGAUCCCCCGUGUAGCCUUAACAGAAUGUCGGGGCAAGU
Molecule: messenger RNA, 1291 nt
Organism: Petromyzon marinus (sea lamprey)
Lineage: Eukaryota; Metazoa; Chordata; Hyperoartia; Petromyzontiformes; Petromyzontidae
Product: cathepsin S-like
Biological process (GO): proteolysis
Molecular function (GO): cysteine-type peptidase activity
Source: RefSeq, a predicted model, not a curated record